Molecule: messenger RNA, 1029 nt
Organism: Penicillium salamii
Lineage: Eukaryota; Fungi; Ascomycota; Eurotiomycetes; Eurotiales; Aspergillaceae
Source: the annotation of a GenBank genome assembly
AUGGACCAUUUUGAUCCAGGUCAAACUUCGAGGAAACCAUGGAUUGAAACUCCAUUGAUCGAGUCAGCGCCGUUUUCAAAGGCCGCCGGAUGGGGCAUUGGAAAUUUGAUCCUCGCAUCUCUUUCUGAUCCAAGCAACCAUGGCAAAACUCUGAACUUCUUCAGCUCCUCGGGGGGCAAUGCAGGUCUCGCAGCAGUCGUCGCUGCUAGAGACCUGGGUUGCUCUUGUACUGUUGUUGUGCCCCUGAGCACACGACCAAUGAUGAUUGAGAAGCUCCGCGCUGCAGGGGCAUCGGAUGUCAUCAUCCAAGGCGCCAGCUGGUUUGAGGCUGAUACGUAUUUGCGGGAAACCUUCAUCAACAAUGAACAACGCAAGUCGGAUUCCUCUGCCAGGAAUAUUUAUGUACCUCCAUUCGAUCAUCCUGAAAUCUGGCGCGGAGCGGGGAGCCUGGUUGACGAGAUGGCGAAACAGCUACCUCCGAGAGAAAACGGCUUCCCAGCAGAUGCCAUCGUUUGCAGUGUAGGUGGUGGUGGUCUUUUGAAUGGAAUUGUGGACGGGCUGGAGAGACAUCUACAGCAACCGACCUCCUUAUCCAGCGAAGAGACCAAAAAGGUUCGAAUUAUUGCCACCGAAACAGCUGGAGCUGAUUCUUUGGCGCACUCACUGCGCCAGGGCUCGUUACAAUCUCUUUCUGCCAUCACUUCGCAAGCAAACACCUUGGGAGCACUCUGUGUGGCACAACAAACGCUGAAAAACGCCCAAACCCCUCCGCCUGGCAUCGAAGUCACGAGUGUUGUAGGUACCGAUGCUGAUGCCGCAAAGGGAGUCGUGCGGCUUUGCGAUGACCUGCGGUUGGAGGUCGAGCUAGCUUGUGGAAUCAGUGUUCAAAUCGGGAUGGAUAGGCUGAAAGAGGUCAUUCCAGACCUGACACCGGAAAGCCGAGUCGUUAUCGUUGUUUGUGGAGGAAGUGGUGUCACUCCGGAAAUGAUCGUGGAUUACCGUAUGAAGCUCAAGAGUGGAUGGCAAUGA